CCACAGCCAUCCUUAAUUGGCUUUGGGUAGAUUGGAAUCACAUAAGCGGAGUGACAUUUAUUACUUCCCUAGUUUCUUUGCACUGAGCCCUGAGAUUCCCAAGGAGUAACUGUUAAAGAUUUCUUUCAUUUCGUCCAUGAUCUAUGAGAGGGAAUCCUUCUACAAAGAGCAGGCAUGAGUCUGAGUGCAAGAAGAGUCACUCUGCCUACGAUAACGCCAAUAGUCCUACAGAAAAGGGUAAUUAAAGUAUACAGUGAAGAUGAAACCAGCAGGGCUUUAGAGGUACCCAGUGACAUAACUGCCCGAGAUGUUUGCCAGCUGUUGAUCCUGAAGAAUCAUUACAUUGAUGACCACAGCUGGACCCUUUUUGAGCAUCUGCCUCACAUAGGUCUAGAAAGAACAAUGGAAGACCAUGAGCUGGUGAUUGAAGUGCUAUCUAACUGGGGAAUGGAAGAAGAAAAUAAACUAUACUUUAGAAAAAAUUAUGCCAAAUAUGAAUUCUUUAAAAACCCAAUGUAUUUUUUUCCAGAGCAUAUGGUAUCUUUUGCAACUGAAACCAAUGGUGAAAUAUCCCCCACACAGAUUUUGCAGAUGUUUCUGAGUUCAAGCACAUACCCUGAAAUCCAUGGCUUCUUACAUGCAAAAGAGCAGGGAAAGAAGUCCUGGAAAAAGAUUUACUUCCUUCUAAGAAGAUCUGGUUUAUAUUUUUCUACUAAAGGGACAUCAAAGGAACCACGGCAUUUGCAGUUUUUCAGCGAAUUUGGCAAUAGUGAUAUUUAUGUGUCCCUGGCAGGCAAAAAAAAACACGGAGCACCGACUAACUAUGGAUUCGGCUUUAAGCCUAACAAAGCAGGAGGGCCCCGAGACCUGAAAAUGCUCUGUGCAGAAGAAGAGCAGAGUAGGACGUGCUGGGUGACUGCGAUUAGAUUGCUUAAGUAUGGCAUGCAGCUGUACCAGAAUUACAUGCAUCCAUAUCAAGGUAGAAGUGGCUGCAGUUCUCAGAGUAUAUCACCCAUGAGAAGUAUAUCAGAGAAUUCUCUCGUAGCAAUGGACUUCUCAGGACAGAAAAGCAGAGUUAUAGAAAAUCCCACAGAAGCCCUUUCAGUCGCUGUUGAAGAAGGACUUGCUUGGAGGAAAAAAGGAUGUUUACGCCUGGCCACCCAUGGUAGCCCAACUGCCUCUUCCCAGAGCUCUGCCACAAACAUGGCCAUCCACCGGUCCCAGCCAUGGUUUCACCACAAAAUUUCUAGAGAUGAAGCUCAGCGAUUGAUUAUUCAGCAAGGACCUGUGGAUGGAGUUUUCUUGGUACGGGAUAGUCAGAGCAACCCCAAAACUUUCGUACUGUCAAUGAGUCAUGGACAAAAAAUAAAGCAUUUUCAAAUUAUACCAGUGGAAGAUGAUGGUGAAUUGUUCCACACCCUGGAUGAUGGCCACACGAGAUUUACGGAUCUAAUCCAGCUGGUGGAGUUCUAUCAACUCAAUAAGGGCGUUCUUCCGUGCAAGUUGAAACAUUAUUGUGCUAGGAUUGCUCUUUAGCCAAACCGGAAGUGACUGGUUAAGCUGUUGAAGAAAAAGGACUCACAACAACAAAAAAAAACAAAAAAGAAACAAAAAAGAAAAGAAAGAAAAAGAAAGAGAGAAAAAGAAGAGAAGAAAAGAAAAAGAAAAGACCAUAAACAAGGGAGAAAACGUUGCCAUGGUGAAAAGAAUCUGUUUCACCAGAAGUUACAAAAAAUAGCUUGUGCAUUGCAGAUAAGCAAAGAUUUGGAUUGACAUUACAUUCAUCAUCUAAAAUUCAUUAGUUAAAAUUAAACCUCAGAAAAAAUGA
This is a messenger RNA of Ailuropoda melanoleuca (giant panda), 1828 nucleotides long. It is a transcript of the gene GRB14, whose product is annotated as growth factor receptor bound protein 14. Gene Ontology annotation, biological process: negative regulation of insulin receptor signaling pathway; insulin receptor signaling pathway. The transcript is spliced from 13 exons. Lineage: Eukaryota; Metazoa; Chordata; Mammalia; Carnivora; Ursidae. The record is from RefSeq and is a predicted model, not a curated record. Gene Ontology annotation, cellular component: cytoplasm; plasma membrane. Bases 175 to 1536 code for a protein of 453 amino acids.